UCUUAUCGCGAGCGGCAUUUCCACGUCAGGUUUAUUAUUGUUUUCGAAUUUAUCAAGCGGUAAAAAUGCUCCUCAAAGGGCUUUCUGGUUUUGUGGCACUCUGGCUCCUCCUGCAGUUGGCCGGAGCGGAUUCCCCGGAGGAGGAGCAGGGAGUUCGCUAUGCCAACCGCUGCGAAGCCUGCAAAAUCCUGGCCACGGAACUGGAGGCGCGACUUGGGGAGACCGGCAAGUCGCACGACGUCAUCGAAAUCGGAUACUCCGUGGACGAUGUGAAGCCCAAGAAGCGCACCGAGUACCGCCGGAGCGAACUGCGGCUCCUCGAAUCCCUGGAGAACGUGUGCGAGCGAGUCCUGGAGUACAAUCUGCACAAGGAACGCUCGGACAGCACGAGGUUCGCCAAGGGAAUGUCUCAGACCUUCCAGACCCUCCACGGCCUUGUGGACAAGGGCGUCAAGGUGGAUCUGGGAAUACCCUACGAGCUGUGGGACAAGCCGCCAGUGGAGGUCACCCAAAUGAAGACCCAGUGCGAGAACCUACUGGAGGAGUACGAGGAAACCAUCAGCGAUUGGUACUUUAAGCACCAGGACGAGAAGUCCCUGAAGAAGCAUCUCUGCGAGGACCACGUCCUCAAGAAAAAGGCCGAAAGGGAAUGCCUCAAGGAGCAGCUCGCGCUCCCGGAAGCCAAAAAGGGCAAAAAUAAAAAGGCCAAGGGCGACAAGGAGGAGCUGUGAGCCAAAGAACCCAUGUAUAUCCUAGGAAUCCCUACAAUAUUGUAAUUCCAUGUCGUAAAAAGUAGGUGAAGUGCAGCUAUUGUCGAUACCUUUAAAAAGGAACACCAAAUUUAGUUUUUGAACCUACUCCAACUAUGGAAAGAAAAUGUUAUUUACUCAAUGAUCUUAUUUUUUUCGAAAUGGAAGUCAGAUUAAGCUUUACCGAACAAAGCGAAAAGUGUUUAAUUAGCUUAAGUAAACUCACUAUGUCUCCCAAUUUUAUCUGUAUAACUUCCACAACGACUGAACCACCAAAUGCUACUGAAAGUUUCGCCUGGGGCCAUUGGCUUAUUGAUUUCGGCCACGAAUUGGGGUCGACAAUUAAAAGUUGACUGCCCUCAAUGAGGUGGCCAGCCAUUGCCCCCAGCCAACAGUUCAGGUGUUUACGCCACAUUAUGCUUAUAAAUGAGAUUUUUUGCAUUUUCCAGGAACCUUUGGCACUGAAUCAAAGAGUGCUUCUUGAUCGCCUGUGAAUUUUGUAACGAAAACUUAGUAUUGAUCUUAAAAUAUAGAAUGUCUGUGCAUA
Messenger RNA from Drosophila teissieri, 1296 nucleotides. RefSeq names its product protein canopy homolog 4 (gene CNPYb). The coding region runs from base 66 to 731 and encodes 221 amino acids. The record is from RefSeq and is a predicted model, not a curated record. Gene Ontology annotation, molecular function: signaling receptor binding. Lineage: Eukaryota; Metazoa; Arthropoda; Insecta; Diptera; Drosophilidae. Gene Ontology annotation, cellular component: endomembrane system. The transcript has a single exon.